Rhododendron vialii is the source of this 1197-nucleotide messenger RNA. RefSeq lists its product as uncharacterized. Lineage: Eukaryota; Viridiplantae; Streptophyta; Magnoliopsida; Ericales; Ericaceae. The transcript has a single exon. The record is from RefSeq and is a predicted model, not a curated record. Bases 1 to 1197 code for a protein of 398 amino acids.
AUGAGACAACCACAGGGGUACAAGGAUCCAGCUCACCCUACUUAUGUUUGUAAACUAACAAAGGCUCUCUAUGGGUUACGUCAAGCUCUUAGGGCAUGGUUCUCAGUUUUCUCCACUUAUCUGUUAGAACUUGGGUUUGUAAGCAGCAAGGCAGAUUCUUCUUUGUUCAUUCUUCAUAAACCAACUUCCAUCACUCUCAUUUUGGUUUAUGUGGAUGAUAUUAUUUUGACUGGAAGUGAUACUCCUUUUCUGUCUCAGUUAGUUUCUUUGCUUGGUUCCAAGUUUGUGAUGAAAGAUCUUGGUUCCUUGCAUUAUUUUCUUGGCCUAAAGGUGACAUACUUUCAGCAUGGUCUGUGUCUCACUCAGUCCAAAUAUGUUUCAGAAAUCUUGACUAAAGCAGGAAUGGAGGAUUGUAAGCCUAGUGCUUCUCCAACUUCUACCAAAGGACCUUAUGAUCCUUCCGAUCCUCCUUUUGAUAAUGUGUCUUUGUUCAGAACUCUUGUGGGCUCCUUGCAGUAUCUUACAUUAACUAGGCCGGACAUAGCUUUUGCUGUGAAUACGGUUUGCCAACACAUGCAUCAGCCCAAACUUAGUCAUUUUUUGGCUGUGAAACGUCUGAUUCGAUAUAUCAAGGGUACUAUCAAUCAUGGUCUUUAUUUUACUGAUGGUCCUCUUUCUUUAACUGCUUAUGCUGAUGCCGACUGGGCUGGUGAUCCCGUAGAUAGACAAUCAACCUCUGGUUUUGUUGUUUUUCUUGGUGCUACACCUGUUUCAUGGAGUGCUAAAAAGCAACCCACAGUUGCACGUUCUUCUACUGAGGCUGAGUACAGGGCCAUGGCCCAAACAGCUGCAGUUUUAGUUUGGAUCCAACAGCUGCUUACUGAAUUGCAGGUUUCUAUUGCUCCACCUCAUGUUCUGUGGUGUGACAAUAGAUCAGCCAUGGCCUUGGCAUCAAAUCCCGUCUUUCAUGCGCGUACCAAGCACAUUGAAAUUGAUUAUCACUUUAUCCGGGAGCAAGUAUUGGCUAAGAAAUUGGUGCUUCAUUUUAUUGCAUCACAUGCUCAAGUGGCUGAUAUUUUUACGAAAGUGUUGCCUGUAUCUCGUUUUGUUUUUCUGAAGUCCAAACUCAAGGUUGGAUCUUCUCCAACCAUGAGUUUGCAAGGGGGUGUAAAGAGAAUAGAAGAUAAGGGAGGUUAA